UCCUCAUCAUUCCUCCGAGCCAGUCCCAACCCCCUCCCGGGUUCCCUUUCUUAAGUACAUUAUCUCAGUGGCGCAGCCACUGUCACUAAUUGUCCUGGCCUUGGCCAGAGGUGGGUCCGACUUGGAGCUGGUGGUCACAGGGACCACUGCUGCAGCCCCCUCCCCUGCUACCAAAAACACCACACAAACCUAGUACGUAUAGGUGUCAGGUCUGGGUCUUGAAUCGUCUCAUUUGAGUGCAUUGGCUAAACGUGGCGGCUGAGGCUGAACGCAGGCCUGGAGCUGGUGAGGACUGGACAUGGAGCUGCGGUGUCCCUGACCUGGGCUGUGCCCGCUGCACCCAGGGUGCUGGGGGGAGGAGGGCAGCGGCAGGAGGGCUUGGUGGGGCUGUCUCCACUAAGGUGUUAUGAGAGAAACUUGGCCGCUGCCAUAAGAAGUUACCAAAUCCCUUUUCCCACAAAAGCUGAAAGGGCUAAUGAGCUCUGGGCUGUAUAAUCACAUACAGUUACGAUAUGCAUUUAUAUUUCACUAAGUUUCAGUUGGAUCAGACUCUGUAUUUAAUACGUGGUCAGGGACCUGAAGAGUUUAUGAUCAAAUCAUGAUUCCCAGGAAGCUGGGAAACCACACAGUCCAUCAUCAGUGUUGGAGAGUUCCUCAUGGGUUAAUUCACAAAAUCCUGAAGACAGCUGCCGAUUCCGUUAUGAUCAGAGGUCUCACCAGCCGGAGCCCCGAGAGCGGGUGUCCAAGUGGUUCUGUGCCUGGGGGUGCUGGCUGGUUUUCGGGCCCAGAGGCAGGACGGUGGGACGGCCCGGCGCAGGGGCAGAUCUCCUUCGGUAACGUGCGUGAGGGGUGGGAUGCCGGUCCCCCGGCGCCGUGAGGGGAAAGAAGCGCUUCCAGCCUCUCCGACUGCCGCUUCCAGGCGCCGUCCGGGGGGCGAGGCCCGGAGCGGUUACAGCUCUGGGCCGGCCCCGACCCGCCGGCGGGGAACGGCGGGGCGCGACGGCCGAGCGCGCCCGAGUCCCGCCGCGCUCGGCACUUCCGUCUCUCUCCGGUGUGCCAGCGGACCGCUUCGGCUGUUUCCGUGCUCUUCGGCGCCAGGUCGGGAGUUUCCGUGCUGCGGGCUCUCCUGGUUGUCAGGGGUAACGCAAAGCAUCUGGGAGCGAGUGCGGCCUUCCGUGCCGGGCCCGCGCUCCGGGGCCGCCGGCCGGUUUGCAGUCAGUAACAGCUUCUGUUGAUAUGGCUGUGUAUGUGGAUCAUCGAACAGAAGCUCCCGAUUCAGUUGCCUCCCCUUCUCAUAUAGCAUGGCACCCACUUCAUCCACUCCUGGCAGUUGCUUCCAUCAGCACAGCAUCUGGGGGCUGUGUGGAUAUCUACCUGGAACAGGGAGAACAUGUGUCCGAUGCGCAUGUUGAGAGAAGCUUUCAGGUCACAUCACUUUCCUGGCAUCCUUCCAGACCAAUUCUUGCAGCAGGCUGGGAGACGGGAGAAGUUGUGAUGCUUAACAAACAAGACAAGGAGCACCACACUGUACCACCAAAUCAUAAUGCCAAAAUUACAGUCCUAAACUGGAGUACAAAUGGUACCCACCUCGUGUCUGGUGAUAGAUACGGUGUCUUGGUUCUAUGGAGAAUGGACCAACGAGGCAGAGUGCAGGGACCUGCCCUGCUGAAGCAAGAGUAUGGAAAAUGUCUGUCUCACUGUGUCUUUCGACCACCUCCUCCUGGAGAGGACUUUGUACAGCUGGCAAAAGCAGCUGUGAGUGGUGAUGAGAAGGCCUUGGAUAUGUUUAACUGGAAAAAAGCUGGAACGGGAGCACCUCUGAAAUUGGGACUCCAGGAAGGACUCUCCUUCUUUAUCACUUUGAUAGAUGGUUCUGUGCAUUACGUGAAUGAGAAAGGAAAGACAAGGCAUGCAUUUUCCACAGACAGUCUGGUCCAAAAGCUUCUGUUCAUGGAGAAAAGAGAUGUUUUAGUUGUAGUAACAGAGAAGCUGCAGUUGUCCUUGCAUGCAAUUACUCUUGAGGGAGAGGCAGAAGAACUUGUGAAGGUGAAGUUGAGUGGGAAGAUAAAUCAUUCUGCAGACAUCAUUUUAAUAGACAAUAGCCUUGUUACAGCACUAGGUGAGACAGUCAUCAGGUUCUGGGAUUUGGACCGAGAUGAGAACUAUGUGCUCUCCCUAGAUGUGCAAUUUGGCUUUGAGGGAGGAGAAUGCAUUAACUGUGUUUCUUACUGCAGUGCUAAAGGUCUCUUAGCAGCUGGUACUAACAAAGGGAGAAUAGCUAUGUGGAGGAAAGCAGCAGGAUCCGAUCAGAGUGUACGGGCUUUGGAGGGCAAGGAGAAGUGGAAGCUCCAGGCACCUACAGAACUUGAAGGAAAUGUCACUCAGAUAAAGUGGGGCUCCCGAAAAAACCUGCUGGCAGUGAACAAUAUCAGUUCUGUGGUGAUCCUCAGUGAGCGGGCCAUGUCUUCUCAUUUUCAUCAGCAAGUAGCUGUUGUACAGGUGUCUCCCAACCUGUUUGAUGUGACCAUUUUCUGCACAGGAACCACACACAGUCUUCAUGUUGAUAUGAACGUUAACGGAGUCUUCGUUACCAAGGAUGCUGUAGUAUUCUGGAAUGGGAAGCAAGUUACUGUCUUUGAGUGCUCAGGAGAUACCUUCAGAAGUGCAGGCUCUUUUCUUUGUGACUCCCCAGUUCUGUCCAUGCAUGGAGAAAAUCUGUACACAGUUGAGCCGUAUAGGGUCCAGGUCCGCACCUGGCAGGGCACAGUGAAACAGCUGCUGGUGUUCUCUGAAGCAGAGGGGAAUCCGUGCCUCUUGGAUGUCUGCGGAAAUUUCCUGGCUGUGGGAACUGAUUUGUCUCACUUUAAAAUUUUUGAUCUGUCUCGCAGAGAGGCAAAAGUGCACUGCAAUAGCAAGAAUUUCUCUGAGCUGUUUCCUGGCCUUGGAAGCAUUGCAUCUGUCAAGUGCAAUGCUAAUGGCAAUAAAGUCAGCAUCCUUGUUAGCAAGGUGGACGGAAACAUUGAUUCCAAGAUCUGUUUCUAUGAUGUAGAAAUGGACAAAGUUACACUCUUUGAUUUCAAGGCUGAACAGGGAAAUAGUAGAGAGAAGCUUUCUUCUAGACAAGGCAUUGGCAAUAGGUCUGUUGUGGAGUAUCCAGAGUUGCACAGUCACAUCCCUGCUUGCCAUUUCUGGGACCAGAGUGAACCAAGACUUUUUGUAUGUGAAGCAAUUCCUGAAACAGACAGAAAAUCCCCAGACCAGAAGGAAAACCAGACUGAGAGCACAAUGGGUGUUUGGAUUAUAUCAUUCUUCACUACUGAAGAGCAUGGCCUUUUGCUUCAGGACAGCUUUCCAUUACCUUCAUCCUACCAGGUUCUUCUGGGCAUAGAGGUACCACAUUAUUACUUUGCAAAAAAGCUGGGAGAAGCUGAGAAAGGACAAGCAGAGUCUAGCUCAAUAAAGGUCUCUCAGAUGGUUGCGAGAAGACCCAUGAAAGAUUUCAUUGGAUUAGGAGACUGCGAUAAGACUACUCGGGAUGCCGUGCUGAACUUCAGCUUCUAUCUGACUGCUGGAGAUAUGGAUGAGGCCUUCAAAUCCAUCAAGCUGAUAAAAAGUGAGGCUGUCUGGGAGAGCAUGGCUCGCAUGUGUGUGAAGACUCAGAGGCUCGAUGUUGCCAAAGUUUGCCUUGGAAACAUGGGUCACGCAAGAGGAGCCAAGGCGUUGAGGGAGGCUGAGCAAGAACCAGAGCAGGAGGCCAGAGUGGCUGUGCUGGCCAUUCAGCUGGGCAUGCUGGAGGAUGCGGAGCGACUCUACAAGGCCUGCAAACGCUAUGACCUCCUGAACGAGUUCUACCAAGCCUCAAACCAGUGGCAGAAAGCGAUUGAAACAGCUGAAGCUCAUGAUCGGGUUCACCUGCGCACCACCUACUACAACUAUGCUAAGCACCUGGAGGCAACUGGAGAGCAGAGUCUUGCACUCACCCACUAUGAGAAGUCAGACACGCACAGGUUCGAGGUACCCCGAAUGCUCUCUGAAGACUUACAAGCCCUGGAGAACUACAUCAACAAGAUGAAAGACAAGAGCCUGUGGAAAUGGUGGGCACAGUAUCUGGAAAGCCAGUCAGAUAUGGAAUCUGCACUAAAAUACUAUGCGCUGGCUCAGGAUUAUUUUUCCCUAGUCCGUGUCCACUGCUUUCAGGGCAACAUUCAGAAGGCUGCUGAAAUAGCAAAUGAAACGGGGAAUUGGGCAGCAUCCUACCACUUGGCUCGCCAGUAUGAGAGUCAGGAUGAAAUCAAGCAGGCUGUGCAUUUCUACACCAGGGCCCAGGCAUUUAACAACGCUAUCCGCUUGUGUAAGGAGAACAAUUUAGAUGAUCAGCUGAUGAACUUGGCUCUUCUGAGCUCUCCAGAAGACAUGAUAGAGGCAGCUUGCUAUUAUGAGGAAAAGGGGGAGCAAAUGGACAGAGCUGUCAUGUUAUACCACAAGGCAGGACAUUUCUCCAAAGCACUGGAACUAGCCUUUGCCACGCAGCAGUUUGGGGCCCUGCAGCUCAUUGCUGAAGACCUGGAUGACAAAUCAGACCCAGCUCUGCUAGCCCGCUGUUCUGAUUUUUUUAUUGAGCAUGCUCAAUAUGAGAAGGCAAUGGAGUUGCUGCUAACAGCCAAAAAGUACCAUGAAGCUCUGCAACUUUGCCUGAAGCAGAACCUGACCAUCACAGAGGAGAUGGCUGAGAAGAUGACGGUCUCUAAAGACUCCAAGGACCUCUCGGAGGAGUCCCGGAGAGAGCUGUUGGAGCAGAUUGCCGAUUGCUGCAUGAGACAAGGCAAUUACCACAUGGCAACCAAGAAAUACACACAAGCAGGAAACAAAUUAAAGGCUAUGAGAGCACUGCUGAAAUCUGGAGAUACUGAGAAAAUUGUCUUUUUUGCGGGAGUUUCCAGACAGAGGGAGAUUUAUAUCAUGGCAGCCAACUAUCUACAGUCGCUGGAUUGGCGGAAGGACCCCGAGAUUAUGAAGAACAUCAUCAGCUUCUAUACCAAAGGAAGGGCCCUUGACCUGUUGGCAGGUUUCUAUGAUGCAUGUGCUCAGGUAGAAAUUGAUGAGUAUCAGAACUAUGAGAAGGCACAAGGAGCACUGACAGAAGCAUAUAAGUGCCUUUCAAAAGCAAAGGCUAAAAGCCCUCUGGAACAGGAAAGCAAGCUAACACAUUUGCAAAGCAAGAUGACCCUGAUUAAGCGAUUCGUCCAUGCCCAGAGAGUUUACUCUGAAGAUCCCAAAGAAGCGGUCAGACAGUGUGAACUUCUCCUAGCCGAGCACGAUUUUGACAGUGCCAUCCGUCACGGCGAUGUCUUGGGAUUUCUGGUUGAACAUUAUGUACGAGUGGAGGAAUUCCAUACAGCUUACCGCUAUCUGGAAGAGAUGCAGAAAAGAAUUCCACCCGUGAACCUGAGCUACUACGUGACUCAGAAGACCAUUGAGGCAGUGCACCGAGGAGUAGGCGUUCCUGUGAGCCGAACCCUGGCUGCAGAGCAGAUCUGCCACAGCAACAUGGAGAACAAAUUGGUGGACGAAGUGGCUGAUGAAGUGGAGGACCCUUGACAACUUGCACUUACCAAACGUGAAGUUGACUUUAAUACGAGGUCAUUUAUUCUGUCCUCGUGAGGGGCCAUAUAUCAGUGAACACAUUGCCGUGACAAGGCUUUUUGGUUACCACCAAUAAAUUUAUUCCUACUGUUUGACUGUAACAAGCAACAGUAUUUAAAUGAAUAUGUUAUCUCAAACACUACACAAAGAUUCACAUGUAUAUCCUGUAACGAAGCCGGUUUUAGUACUUUAAUAAAUUGGAGGGGGGAAAAACCCAACAAGAACUGCA
This is a messenger RNA of Tyto alba (common barn owl), 5872 nucleotides long. RefSeq names its product intraflagellar transport 140 (gene IFT140). The record is from RefSeq and is a predicted model, not a curated record. The transcript is spliced from 30 exons. Gene Ontology annotation, biological process: intraciliary retrograde transport. Gene Ontology annotation, cellular component: axoneme; intraciliary transport particle A; ciliary basal body. The coding region runs from base 1237 to 5598 and encodes 1453 amino acids. Gene Ontology annotation, molecular function: protein binding. Lineage: Eukaryota; Metazoa; Chordata; Aves; Strigiformes; Tytonidae.